AUGAGUUUAGCCAUUCCCACUAAAUCAACAACUGCCCGUGAUGUAAUUGGAGUCUUGUUAAUCUGGUUCAGCACCUACGGACCAGCGAAAUACAUCCAGUUGGAUGCAUGCCCGGCACACGACAGUGAGGCCCUUCGACAGUUCACAUCGGCAUGGGGGGCAGAGCUUGUCCUUGGCAUACCGAGAAGACCUGAAUCACAGGGCCUCAUUGAAAGGCUCAUCCGUGAUGUUAAAACAGCUAUCCGUAUUGGUACGUGUGCUCCUGAUGCAACCUUACCCUGGUGGAUAUGUGCAUUCAAUGCUAUAUCUAUCCAUAAUUCUUCUCCUAUUAAAGAUGGGCUAGGAUGUACUCCAGCGAUGCUAGCUCAUUCAAGAGAGGACUUAUUGCCUGAAACCGAGUCAAGUGACCCCGAUUCCUCGGGGCUAGACGAACUAUGUCAGAAGAAUUGUGAGUAUCUGUCAUCAGUAAUGCAAUGCUUCUUGGUCAGCCGCGCUGAUGCAGCCUUGGGGAAAGAAAUCAAGACUCUGAUUGACGAACCAUUGAGGUUUAAAUUCAAUGCGGGUGACAGCAUUAAAGUUUCGAGACUCAUCAAUGGGAGAAGAAAAGUCUCUGGACCUUACCGAAUCUCCCAUCAACAUCCCCAUAAUGCUCUGCUAUUUUAUGUGGAAGGUUUCGAUAAGCCGUUCUCUGCCAGGCAACUAUUGCCUUAUCACACAUGUGAUGAACGUGUAGCAUUGGACUUUGCUACCCUUCCCUCCAGAGUGGCAACAGCCAUUAUAGGUAAGGCAGAUAUGCCUGAUGGAAUUACGUUGGACCUCCUCAAGAAGAACGAUCACUGGAUAGUAUAUAAGGAGCUUGAUGAAUCUGCUAAUGCUGAGCCCACUCUCAUGAUUUAUGCUGCAAGAUUCCUGUCGUUCGAUUCAAGCUCAAAUUCUAUCACUAUACAGGGACUUGACCAUAACACCCGAAAUAACUCGUGGGUUCUCCCUCCUAAGAAGGAGAGAGCCUUAACCGUGAAGACGAUUUCUAUUGACAGU
Molecule: messenger RNA, 1038 nt
Organism: Perkinsus marinus ATCC 50983
Lineage: Eukaryota; Perkinsozoa; Perkinsida; Perkinsidae
Exons: 1
Biological process (GO): DNA integration
Molecular function (GO): nucleic acid binding
Source: RefSeq, a predicted model, not a curated record